AUGUCGAGGAAGUUCUUCAAGACACGAUUCAGUCCCAUCAGACCAGAUGUCGGCUUCUACGAGACCUUCAAGUUGCUCUCGUCGGCCUCGGCCGAGCUUCUCUGGUGGCUCGGGGCUCCGGGGAAGUGGGCGGCCAACUUUGGGUUUCUGCUUCUGUUUGUCAUCGUCAUGCUCCCUGCGCUGCUCCCCGCCUUCAUCCGCUACUUGUGGAGUGCGGGAGUGCGCAAGAACCUCAUGUACGGCUCCUCCAUCCGGCACCAGCUCGACGUCUACCUCCCCUCCGAUCACAAGCGAGACCCCAGCAGAAGGCGACCUGUUGUCAUCUUCAUCUCGGGGGGGGCCUGGAUCAUCGGGUACAAGACAUGGGCAUUCCUGAUGGGGUUGGUGUUUCAGGAUAACGGAGUUGUCUUCGUGGCUCCUGAUUACAGGAACUUCCCCCCAGGCGGAGGAGACGCAAACAACGUGACCCUUAUGGGUCAGUCCGCUGGGGCUCAUCUUGCCGCCCUGUGCGUCAUCGAUGCGGCUGAGAAGGAGGCGGCGCUUGAGAAGCUCUGUGCCUCACACGGGCUGCCUGAGCUGGUGCAGCGGAAUGAAGCAGGAGCUCAUUCGUCCAUGGAAGGCAUGGCCUUCAGCUGCCGACAGCUCUCACGGUUCGUGGGUAUCUCAGGGCCUUACAACAUUCUCAAGCUCAUUCCUUUCAUGCAAGCUCGUGGGCUUCCUAAAAAUGUUCUCAACGCUCUUGUCGCCGGCGAUCCGCUCAAGCAGUCGCCUGCUUGUCGGGUCCUUGACCUCUCUCCUCACGCUGUUUCCUUCCUCCCCAAAGUUUCACUAUUCCAUGGCACCGCCGACGCCACCGUCCCUCAUGCUCAGACUGUCGAAUUCGCCAUGGCGCUCGAGAGGGCAGGCGGGCGAGUGGAGACGGUGAAACUUUACGAGGGCAAGAGCCACACGGAUCCCAUCCUAGAGGACCCUUGCAAGGGCUCAGACCCCCUCAUGCUUGAUCUGCUCAACCUCAUCACUGCUAAAGACUCCUCGACCUCCUCCCUCUCCUCCUCUCCUUCCUCCUCCUCCCUCUCCUCCUCCUCCUCCUCCUCCCUCUCUCCCAUCAUCCAACACCGACGACUUCACCCGCGAGUUAUCGCGGUCGCGAGGUGGCUGAAUCCCUUCUGA
This is a messenger RNA of Guillardia theta CCMP2712, 1170 nucleotides long. RefSeq lists its product as hypothetical. Lineage: Eukaryota; Cryptophyceae; Pyrenomonadales; Geminigeraceae. The coding region runs from base 1 to 1170 and encodes 389 amino acids. The record is from RefSeq and is a predicted model, not a curated record. The transcript has 11 exons.